Messenger RNA from Suillus subalutaceus, 717 nucleotides. RefSeq lists its product as uncharacterized. The coding region runs from base 1 to 717 and encodes 238 amino acids. The transcript has 4 exons. The record is from RefSeq and is a predicted model, not a curated record. NCBI's taxonomy places the organism in Eukaryota, Fungi, Basidiomycota, Agaricomycetes, Boletales, Suillaceae.
AUGCUUGUGGUGACCUAUGUCCUGCAGCAUGGCACUAUGUGGGAAAUGUUGCUAGAGAAUCUCUUGUCCUGGAGUGGGGACACAAUUCACUGCCAAAAUGACAUGUGUCCUUUGAAUCCCACCAUUAACAAGGCUCUGACUUGUGUGCCUCCGGCACACAUGCCAGCAGAUCUGGCUGGCAUGCAAGUUGAGGAGGGGCAGAUCAACAGUCACUUUCCGCACUACAGUGUUAGAUAUACAGGUAUCCUGUAUGCCACCAGAGCCAUGACACCUCACCUUGUAUCUGUACCCCUGCGAGCGGGCAUCCUGUGUCUCACACAUUUAAGCCAACUUGAAGUCCAGCACUGGGUGGACUGCCUUGGACGCCGUGACAGAUUUGUUGUGGCUACAUCACACAUGCGUAAGACAUUCAAUGUGGCUGUAGGUCCAUCACAGCAACCUAUAGAAUAUGGUUACACUUUCUUUCGGGAAGAGCCUGCUGUGCAUGGAUCACCAAACAGGUUGAUCUGUCAAGUGGCUUCUCUCCCGAGUGAUAUCCAGGAGAUCACAGGUAAUAUCCUUGUGGUCAAGCACAAUAGAGGACACAGACACAAAUUGGUUGAUGUCAGAAUGGAGGAUGUUGAAUGGAUCAAUGGUAUCAUCAAAAAACUGUCCUUACUAGUUGAGAUAAUACUUAACAUGCACAUGAGUUCCAAACCACCGCACUUGACAUUAUGA